This is a messenger RNA of Parnassius mnemosyne (clouded apollo), 690 nucleotides long. Lineage: Eukaryota; Metazoa; Arthropoda; Insecta; Lepidoptera; Papilionidae. The record is from the annotation of a GenBank genome assembly.
AUGGGAACUGAUGAGGUGUACGUGUCUAAAAUACCUUGGUUGCCUCAUAUGCAUUUUUUGAAAAUCAUUGAUAGUUACACCAGAGAAAAUACAGAGAAUUUGACACCAAACAUUGCACCCAACACUCAAGACGCUUCAGUUUCUGAAUCCAACGAUGAAGAGUUCACUGUACCACGUAUAAAUUCAAGAAAUAAAAGGAAAUUAAAAGAUCCGCUCCUUAGAGCAGUUGAUGCAUUAGAAAAAGUUUCAACGCAGCAGUUUUCAAAUAAAAUAGAUGAUGACGAAUUUGACCUUUUCGGACGCACUAUAGCUCAGGAGUUAUGGCAGCUUCCAUUAGAAGCUGCCCUAGAGACCGAAGAAGUAAUAUUGGCUACUAUAAGACAGCAACGUGUAAAGCUAUUAAAACAGACAUCGUUAUCACAAAGAGGUACAUUAUCAUCAAUGUUAGAGUGUAUGGAGUCUAACAGAACUACUACCAUUACUAUACCAGAGAAUCAGCAAGUCGCACAAUCCUCAUCAGAAUCGGAGUCAAUUGCUGCUACUAGUGCUGCUACGAAUAACGAUGCAGAAGACGAGUAUUACACAUACAAUGAGGACAUACUUUCGCAAGCUGUUGCAAGCAUAUCAGGUUCUCAUUUGGAUAGAGAAUUAAAUUUUGAUAAUUAUAAAUAUGCAUAUCAUAAUGCCUAG